Molecule: messenger RNA, 945 nt
Organism: Nomascus leucogenys (northern white-cheeked gibbon)
Lineage: Eukaryota; Metazoa; Chordata; Mammalia; Primates; Hylobatidae
Product: extensin-like
Exons: 2
Coding region: 44-862 (272 amino acids)
Source: RefSeq, a predicted model, not a curated record
GGCCAGGUCCUGCGGGCAUGGGGUCAGCCGUCCACCGGCCGCUAUGUGUCAGGGAAGGGGACGGGAGAGGCAGGCCAGGGACAUCCCCAGAAUCCUUGGCAAGAGGACAUUUGGGUCCUACCUCAUCUCAGCACCAGGUCUCUCAAGGUCCCACCCCUGUCCAGGGACAGUCUCUCCACAGGCCCUGCUCCUCACCCAGGUCCCACCUUUCCAAUGCCCCACCCACCUAUGCACAGGCCACACCCCUAUCCUGAGACUACCUCUGCAAGGCUCCAUCCCUUACCCAGGUCCCACCUCUCCAAGGUUCCACCCCUCACCCAGGUCCCACCUCUCCAAGGUUCCACCCCUCAUCCAGGUCCCACCUCUCCAAGGUUCCACCCCUCAUCCAGGUCCCACCUCUCCAAGGUUCCACCCCUCACCCAGGUCCCACCUCUCCAAGGCUCCACCCCUCACCCAGGUCCCACCUCUCCAAGGUUCCACCCCUCACCCAGGUCCCACCUCUCCAAGGUUCCACCCCUCAUCCAGGUCCCACCUCUCCAAGGUUCCACCCCUCAUCCAGGUCCCACCUCUCCAAGGUUCCACCCCUCAUCCAGGUCCCACCUCUCCAAGGUUCCACCCCUCAUCCAGGUCCCACCUCUCCAAGGUUCCACCCCUCACCCAGGUCCCACCUCUCCCCCAGGUCCCACCUCUCCAAGGCCCGGUGCCUCACCCGGGUCCCACCUCUCCACAGCUCUACCCUCUCCCAGGUUCUACUUCUCCAAGGCCCCACCCCUCACUCAGGUCCCCCCUCUCCAAGGCUCCACCCCUCACCCAAGGCCCCAUCCACCUAUGCCCUCAUCCUAGGCAUAGGCCCUCAUCCUAGGACCGUUUCUCCACAAGACCCACUCCUUCCCCACCAGGCCCCACCUCUCUCCAAGGCCCCUCCACCUCUCCACUAGCCCUGCC